Messenger RNA from Colletotrichum acutatum, 2168 nucleotides. RefSeq lists its product as uncharacterized. The transcript has 5 exons. Gene Ontology annotation, biological process: telomere maintenance via telomerase. The record is from RefSeq and is a predicted model, not a curated record. Gene Ontology annotation, molecular function: telomeric repeat DNA binding; telomerase RNA binding. Bases 492 to 1751 code for a protein of 419 amino acids. NCBI's taxonomy places the organism in Eukaryota, Fungi, Ascomycota, Sordariomycetes, Glomerellales, Glomerellaceae. Gene Ontology annotation, cellular component: telomerase catalytic core complex.
AGCCCAGACCUGGAAGUCAUCAGCCAAUCAGUACGAGCUUUUCCGACCGUUCAAGCUGCGAUACGUACCUGCUGCAUCUUACCCGGUACCGUUAGGCUAGGUUCUUUCUUACCUUAGCAGGCUUAGGGUCCUCCGUUCACUCUGUUAAACCUCCAAGGGAAUUUAUUACCUGAUACACUGGACCAACCAAAGACGCGUUGAGCUGUCGCGCUUGUCGACCACCAACUACGAUCGACGACAGAGCACAGGUCUGAUCCUCGAUCUGGCCUCCGCAUUCUCAUUGUUGGCAUUCCUCCUACACAUGACUUGCAUAAUCGUUAGAUAUGACACCUUCUAGCGCGUGAGGUCAGGUCGCGCAAUUCUGACUGUCGUUGAUUUACAGUGGCUUUCUCAUAAUCCCUGUUCACCUAGUCGUGGGGUUCACACGAGAACAGGAACUCAACCACAUGUCUACUUCCUUGUCAGUGUUGACAUGAAAUCUGGCUGUGAUUAUGGCGACCAAGAGGAAGUUCUUGGCACUUGAGGGUCCAAAGGAUGAGCGUUCCGGAAACAAGAAAUCAAAGUCGAUUCAAAUAAAAGGUCAGGUCAGGCACACGCUUCUACAACAGCAUUAUGAUGUCGUGCAGACACUCCGCGAAUACCUGCUUUCCAAACUGCCAGGGCCUUCGAGACUUCGCCGCAAGAAGAUUGCAGCACUGGGAAAAUACGAGGCACCAUGGGCACGCAUCCAAGACCACGACAUCAUACCAGAGCUUUCUUCCUUGUUAGACACAACCUUGGUCUGCACGCAACACCGCGCUGAGGCACAGGCUGACUCUCGGUGGGAGCAAUGGCGGUCGUUUUCUCAGAAAGCCGACGACUCGAUUGUGUCUCUCUCGGGAGAAUUGGCCCAAGCUACUUCCUCGCAGUCAGAGAUCGUUGACUUCGUUGUGUGGCAAAUAUUCAACAGGCACGCUGCUCGGCCGAAGCAUCUCCUCUGCGAUGGGUUCAGGAGGCAGGCUCAGAACAUUACCGAUACAAAAGGCCACAAUCGCGAUAGCGGGAUUCAGGGGCUGGUCGCAGUCGACCCGAAUCAUUACGUGCAGGCCCUCAAAAAAGCCCCUUGGCCACAAGUACUCAUGCUGCUCGGGAAAUCAGGAGAGCAGAUCAUGAUAGAUCUCCUCAUUGAUACGGCGAUAUUUCUCCCUGUGAGAGCCGGUCUCGGCAACAUGUACCAGCUCAGUGGUAUUCCCAUGUCAGAGACGGGCGUAGCCGCGAAUCAGGACAUUAAGAAACAGACAAAAGGAGAUGCCACAGCGCCGCCACCCAUACCUCAGGAGCGGCUCCCGUCAGAAAUCAGCUUCAUCAGAAAUCGCAUGCUCUACGCUCGAGCUGCUCUGACAGCCAAGGGCACGGUUCAAUAUGGAAUGCGGCACAUACAUGUUCUGAGUCGUUGUCCGCGUCUAUCGUGUUCAGAACAGGCACCCGAAGAAGAGAAGUCAAGAACGACACAGUCGAAUGAGCGCAACACGCUGAAAGUCAUGAUGUACAUCUUCCCUCGACAAUUCGGCUUACACAACGCCUUCACCUCCAGAGUAGACCACUCCAAGACAUCGCAAAGCUUCCAAGGCGACUGCGCGGAGACGCAAAACGACUGGUACAGAGGCUACAACUUCUCCACGGUCGUUGUGCUUACGCUGAGAUACUGCGGCACUAUUGCUCUUCUGCCGUUGAUGUCAAAGCCCGGAAAUCCGUCUCAAAGAAGCCGGUGAAGCAGUUCAAGAGACUUGAUCCUACACCGAUGGCGGGAAGAGACAGCCAGAUAGUCGCUACAUCUGGUGCGCCCAGAAAUAGCACGCAGAACCGCCCGAGGCUUCACCAAGCCGCGGCACCUCCGCCGUUGCCCAAGUUUGAUGUGAUCACUGACUUGGCGACUCCCGUAGCUCAUGUUUCCGCGUUCUGUCAGGCUGUACUGGUCAAGAUCAUUCCAGAUGAGAUGUGGGGCACUGGCGAGGACGGAACUUACAACAAGAGUCAAAUACUGAGGAAAGUCGACCACUUUGUCAAGCUGCGGAGGUUCGAGGCCAUGUCCCUCUGUGAGCUCGCAGACGGGCUCAAGAUUACCAGUAUGGAGUGGCUGGCGCCUCCAAGUCUCAAACGCCAGAAAACCAGCCUGACUGACAUGAAGA